Molecule: messenger RNA, 1974 nt
Organism: Trypanosoma conorhini
Lineage: Eukaryota; Euglenozoa; Kinetoplastea; Trypanosomatida; Trypanosomatidae
Product: mitochondrial ATP-dependent zinc metallopeptidase
Exons: 1
Coding region: 1-1974 (657 amino acids)
Biological process (GO): proteolysis
Cellular component (GO): chloroplast thylakoid
Molecular function (GO): ATP hydrolysis activity; metalloendopeptidase activity; ATP-dependent peptidase activity
Source: RefSeq, a predicted model, not a curated record
AUGCGCCGAUGGUAUGGACCGGUUGAGGCCGUUUUGAGGCAACAUACAUUAGCCCUGCGUUUUAAGUUGUCCCCGGGCAGACGACUUACGACCGUCAUUAUUCCACAUUCAAUUUCUAUGCAACGAUGCGGCUAUCACGACUACGCACGGCAGACCGCAUACCCUCCGCCGCCUUCGCCCGCCGCGGCGCGGCCGCCACAAGUUCCACCCUACGUGUACCAGGGAGCUCCCCCAGGCCAGCCAUUGUAUCCUCCGCAGCGGGGAAACCCAACAGGCUUCCUCGGUGCCUCAGUGCCUGAGUUGGGAACCAAAGAACGACCGAUCGUUGUUCUCUCGGCCCCUCAGCAAGCAUCUUGGGCAACGCGACUCUGGUUGCUGCUGCUUUUUGGAAUUGGAAUCAGUUGUAUAUUGAAUCUUAUUGACGAAUUUAGCAGCCGAAUGCAGGAAAGUAAUUCGUCUACCCGCACCUCGGCUGUUUCCCGAGCGGCAAUCACAGGCAUGUUUCUAUCUCCCGAUGUGAAGCCUGUGGACCUAAACGAUCUUGAAGUCACCUUUGACUCGAUUCGUGGCUGUGAUGAGGCAAAAAAGGAGCUAGAAGUCAUUGUUGAGUUUCUCAAGGAUCCAGAAAGGUUUUACUACCUGGGAGGGCGACUUCCAAAGGGCGCACUGUUGGUCGGUCCCCCUGGCUGCGGCAAGACGAUGCUCGCGAAGGCCAUUGCGAAGGAGGCCGGCGUCAACUUCUUCUACGCCACAGGAAGUGAAUUUGACGAAAUGUAUGUCGGCGUCGGGUCCCGUCGCGUCCGCGAACUGUUUGCAGCCGCAAAAGCAAACGCCCCGGCCCUAAUCUUCAUUGAUGAAAUUGAUGCCUUAGGUGGUAAAAGGUCGAGAACGGAUCACGCCUAUUCGCGUAUGACCUUAAAUCAACUUUUGGCUGAAAUGGAUGGGUUCCGUUCGAAGGAGUCGGUUAUUGUUCUGGCAGCCACAAAUACUCCGGACGCGUUGGACAAGGCGCUAACUCGCCCUGGACGGUUUGACACAACGAUCUCGGUGGACCCGCCGGAUAUGAAGGGUCGUGAGGAGGUUUUAGAGGUAUAUCUGAAAAAGGUAAAGGCGGAUGCCUCGGUUAAGGCCCAACAAAUCGCGCGGGGCACGACUGGGUUUACUGGGGCAGAGCUGAACAAUUUGGUUAACCUUGCCACAAUUCGGGCCGCGGUGCUGCACAAAAACGCCAUCACUAUGGAGGAUGUGGAGUAUGCCAAGGAUCGUGUGAUGAUGGGUGCGGCAAGCACGAAGAUCAUUCCUGAAGAAGAUCGACGCGUGACCGCCUACCACGAAGGGGGACACGCCCUAGCGGCAAUUCUGCUCGAGAAGGAUGGCGCAGAGCCUGUACAAAAGGCGACCAUUGUUCCCCGCGGCAAUGGCGUCAUGGGGCUCGUCGCGCAAGCCCCUGAAAGGGACAGGUACAGCCAGAGAAAAAAACAGUGCUUCGCGCAACUUAAGGUUUGCCUGGCAGGCCGCGUGGGCGAGGAGAUCUUGCUUGGGGAGGAUGACGUGACGACGGGUGCCAGUUCUGAUUUUCAUCAGGCGUCGCAAAUGGCGCGGCAAAUGGUACGACGCUUUGGAUUUAGCGACGAGCUUGGCUUUGUUGACUACGAGUCCUCCGGCACGCCAGAGGGGGCAUAUAUGUCAGAGGCAACAAAAAACAAGAUAGAAUCCGAGGUUGCUUCACUGCUAAAGGAUUCCUACAAGGAGGUCAAGCAAAUGCUCCUGAGCCACCGCAAGGAGUUGGACUCUCUCGCGCAGCACCUACUGCAACACGAGACCCUGACGGGCGAGGAGCUGAAACGCAUCCUGAAAGGGGAGGUGCUGCCGGCAAAGGCGACACAGGAAGUCCCCCAGCCUCCCCCCACCCAGAAGCCGCCCAAGGGCUCGGGCGGGAUGACAGGGAAGCGUCGCCCGGUGCCGAUUUCGUAG